AUGUCAUCCUUUCAAGAAUUGGGAACACAGCUGUUGCAAGCAAGCCAAAAUGGGAAUGUGACUCGGAUUACGGAAUUAUUGCGCCGUGGCGCCAAUCCAGACUUUCAGGACGAGGAAGGAAAUACUGCUCUCCAUGUAGCAGCGAAUUUUGCUGUAGUAGAAGCUCUCACUAGAGGAGUUCAGGCACGAACUCUUACGAUUUACAACGACACCGUUAACUUCAGAAGAGAGCAAGACUUGGAUAUUGAGUCUAAGUACAUUUUAGUGCAGUGUUUAAGACGCCUAGACGCUGGUCAAAAAGAGCGACUAUCCGCGUUAGGUCUGGAUUUUCGUGAAUACAUUGCGAAAAACACAUAUCUCUGCUACAAUAAAAAAGACGUGGGGAUUCCAAAGAUUCUCGAUUUUCCAUUCGUCAGCCACGUUGACGAGUACAGCACCGAAUGCAAACUCCCUCGUGGUUCGAGAUACGCCGAGGCAGAAAAUCUCUACGAAGUUUCCAUACGGUUACACAAUAAUAUCAGCGUUGACGAGGCCGAAUUCAAAACUCCCCAGAAACAGAUUCGGGAAGCGGCGGAGCUCGGCCCCGAGGAUCUUAUUCUCCUUCUAGGCGGAAAGGUCCGACUUGCGGUCCGGGGGAAGUUCUUAGAACGCCUAGUCUCGAUUGACGAAGUCCGCCGUAUUGAACAAGUCGGCAAGCGCGUGCCCGCCGCUCGUCGCGCGCUAGAGAUAUUGGGAGUUAGUGUCCCGCAUGGGCUCGAUGUAACAGAAAGAGGUGCUUAUAGAGGAGCAGGCCAAUUGAUUGCCGUUGCGGAUACGGGGGUUGACACAACCCAUCCAGCUUUCACUGGUCGUAUACGUGAAGUUGUUUCGUUGGGACCUGACCAAAUAGAAGAUAAAUCCGGCCACGGAACUCAUGUUUGCGCCCUAGCAGUCGGCAACCACCUCGGAGGCGAUAGGCCCAUGGGGAGCGCUUCACAGGCAGAGUUACUCGUUCAAUGCAUGGGAAACGAAAGCGAAUACGGCCAUCUGGAAAAUAUGCUUCCGGAUGCUUAUAAUUUAGGUGCGCGGGUACAUUCGAAUUCGUGGGGGACCACCGUGGAAAAUAAUCAGACUGACCAGGGGACGUUUAAUGCGGAGGUGAUUGACAAGUUCGUUCGUAAAAAUCCCGACAUGGUCAUUUGCUUCAGCAUUGGAAAUAAUUCGGCUACCGGCAACGUCCCCUUGCUUUUAAGUGAUGAGGCAUAUGAGAAGAAUUGUAUCACAAUUGGUGCCAGUGAAAGCAGUCGACUAAGCAAUGGGGAUAGGAUCAUGUACGAGAACACCAAUAUACCUCUGAUUCGUUCACGGCGGGAUAAUACUAGCCUUUACCGGGUAGCUACGUUUAGCAAUCAUGGGUAUCGGAAUACUUGCCGUAUUAAACCUGACCUCGUUGCUCCGGGGACGGAUAUCCUCUCGGCGCGUUCGCAAUUUUCCCAGCCUCCAUCAGCGGAACGCGACCGUGACCUGUAUUGGUGCUAUAUGAAUGGGACUAGUAUGGCGACUCCGCUCGUCGCCGGUUGCGCGGCCGCUGUCCGAGAGGCUCUGAUUGCAAAUAGAACGGGGCGGCCGAGUGCGGCUCUAAUUAAAGCCCUACUCAUUAACGGCGCUGAUUGGCGAAGGCAACGUGAGGCAAACGUCGAGUCAGGAUUCGGUCGCGUUAACGUUACGAAAUCGCUCCAGAUUGCCUGUGGGAUGAUUGAAACUGGCUUUUGGGAGAGUGGCCUCCGAGAUGGGCGGGAUGGCGCUUUCUUAAGAACGGUCCGUGUCGGGCCUGGUACGCUGAAGGUAACUCUUGUGUGGAUGGACCCGGAAGGGCCUAUGAUCAGGAACGUACUACUAUUAAAGGUCAGAAAUUCAGACGGCGAGACUAGACGGGGCUAUCAUCGAUAUUGGGACAGAGAAGGGGAAGGCUUUGUUAACAACGUUCAGCAAAUCGUAUGGGAUCUCCGGGAGUCUCAGGAUGUAAUUAUCCGUGUUGCAAUGUAUGGGGUCAACGAUGAGCCAUCCGGAAGGCAGUAUUUUGCUGUAGUUUAUCGAUGCGACAGUUCUGCCGCAAUGCCUCAUGAGACAUAA
Molecule: messenger RNA, 2112 nt
Organism: Hypoxylon trugodes
Lineage: Eukaryota; Fungi; Ascomycota; Sordariomycetes; Xylariales; Hypoxylaceae
Product: peptidase S8 and S53
Exons: 3
Coding region: 1-2112 (703 amino acids)
Biological process (GO): proteolysis
Molecular function (GO): serine-type endopeptidase activity
Source: RefSeq, a predicted model, not a curated record